Nelumbo nucifera (sacred lotus) is the source of this 1770-nucleotide messenger RNA. NCBI's taxonomy places the organism in Eukaryota, Viridiplantae, Streptophyta, Magnoliopsida, Proteales, Nelumbonaceae. The record is from RefSeq and is a predicted model, not a curated record.
AUGCAGACUUCAAGCAUUAUUGCUGUAAUAUUUUCUUUGUUUAGUGUCCUCCGCCUCUGCUCAGUUUCAUGGGCUGCACCAGAUUCAGCUCACUGGAACUUUUUACAGUGCCUUCACGUCCAUUCUAACUCUGACUCUGAACCAUCCAUCCCAAUCUCAGAAGUGUUGUAUACCCCAAACAAUUUUUCUUAUUCAUCUCUCUUGCAACAUUCCAUACAAAACCUUAGAUUUUCGUUGUCUUCUACCCCUGAACCUCUGCUUAUCAUCACACCAACGAAUGUGUCUCAUAUCCAAGCAACUGUUAUUUGUUCCAGAAAAGCAGGCCUCCAACUUAGAGUCCGAAGCGGUGGCCACGACUACGAGGGUCUUUCGUAUGUAUCUGAUGUCCCAUUCAUCAUUGUUGACCUGCUCAAUUUUCGAUCGAUCGACGUUGAUAUAGAAGAUAACGGUACUGCAUGGAUUCAAGCUGGAGCAGUUCUUGGGGAAGUUUAUUAUAGAGUUGCAGAGACAAGUAAGAUCCAUGGCUUCCCUGCUGGGAGCUGCCCGACAGUGGGCGUCGGUGGGCACUUCAGUGGAGGUGGGUUUGGUCUGAUGUUCAGAAAAUACGGCCUGGCUGCUGAUAAUAUCAUUGAUGCUUAUCUAGUCGACGUUAAUGGCAGAAUUCUCAAUAGAGAAUCCAUGGGGGAAGAUUUAUUUUGGGCCAUCAGAGGAGGAGGGGGAGCAAGCUUCGGUAUCGUUGUCUCUUGGAGAGUCAAACUAGUUCCUGUUCCGCCUGUGGUGACUGCUUGCACUGUUGAUAGAACCCUGGAACAAGGUGCAACAAAGCUCAUACAUCAAUGGCAAUUCAUUGCAGAUAAGCUCCAUGAAGAUAUCUUCCUCCACAUCAACAUAGCAGCCAUAAAUCAGAAGGGGAAUACAACUGUUCGAGCUUCAUUUGAGUCUAUGUUUCUUGGAGGUUCUGAGAAGCUUCUCCAAAUGAUGAACGCCAGCUUUCCUGAGUUGGGUUUGAAGAAGGAAGAUUGUGCUGAAAUGAGUUGGAUUCAAUCCGUGCUCUACUUCGCAGGAUUCUCAACCUCUGAAUCCUUGGAGGUUUUGUUGGACAGGAGGCCUCAGUCCAAGAGCUUCUUCAAGGCAAAGUCUGAUUAUGUGAAAGAACCCAUUUCAGAAACUGGGUUGGAAGGAAUAUGGAAAAGGCUUUACCAAGGUGACGGGGCAUAUAUGAUCUGGACUCCCUAUGGAGGAAGGAUGGAUGAGAUUCCAGAGUCUGAAAUUCCUUUCCCUCAUAGAAAGGGGAACAUUUAUAAGAUUCAGUACAUGGUGAGCUGGGAAGAUGAGGGAAUUGAGGCAUCCAAAAGGCAUAUAGGUUGGAUUAGAAUGCUGUACAAGUACAUGGGGCCCUAUGUAUCCAACUCUCCAAGGGCUGCAUAUUUGAACUAUAGGGAUCUUGACUUGGGUACCAAUAGUAAGGGUAAUACAAGCUACUCCCAGGGUAGGAUUUGGGGUGAGAAGUAUUUCAAGAGUAACUUCAAAAGAUUAGUACAUGUGAAGAGCAUGGUUGAUCCAGGUAAUUUCUUCAGAUAUGAACAAAGCAUUCCAUCAAUUCCUUCAUGGGGAGAGAAAUUAAGUAGGUAAUUAGAGAUAUCUUGCUUGUAUUGAUUUUGUAAUCAGUUGUUUUUAACAUUUGUCUUCUCAGUAUUUUGUCUACAAAAUGUUACACUAGAGCUGGGAGUGGGAUAUAUCUGUAUACAAAGUUACAUGUUCUUUUAAAUA